UUAUUUUGAGUGAGGCAUAUUUUUGAUAUAUAAUAUAAAAACGGUGGAGUUGGAAAAUGAUUGAAGAAGCAUCAGUGUUGAGUGGCUUAGAGGUUCCAAGUGUUGGAUCGUCGGGAUAUUUUCAUUGGCUUAAUCGAACUCCCAAUCUUGUAUCUCGCAUUUCUACAUUAAGAAUUUCUGGUGCUUGUUUUUGGGAUUCGAAGAAGCUUGAUUUUUCCAGGAGAAAGAGGACAAACAAGAAGUUGAUUUCAGAAAAGUUCACAUGUAAAAUGGCGAACGCCAAAGAGGAAGGAACCACAAAAGAUACUACUAUCUCUGGGAAUAUGAUUUUUGAGCCUAUACUGGAAGAUAGUGUUUUUCGAUUUGAUUGUUCUGCAAAUGAUAGAGCUGCGGCUUAUCCAAGUUUUUCUUUCAUAAAACCCAAAGACAGAGACACACCGAUUUCUAGCCAGAAGCUUCCUACGUACAUCCCUGUUUUUGAGUGUCUCCUUGGACAGCAGAUUGUUAAACUUGAGCUUCCUGCUGGUACCUCUCUUUAUGGAACCGGAGAAGUUAGUGGACAGCUCGAGCGAACGGGGAAAAGAAUUUUCACAUGGAAUACAGAUGCUUAUGGAUAUGGUUCUGUAACUACAUCUCUGUACCAAUCACAUCCAUGGGUGUUGGCAAUUCUUCCAAAUGGAGAGGCACUUGGCAUUCUUGCUGAUACAUCCCUGCGCUGUGAGAUUGAUCUGAGGGAAGAUUCAGUAAUACAAUUUAUUGCUCCUUCCUCAUAUCCUGUCAUUACAUUUGGUCCGUUUUCCUCACCAGCGGCUGCUUUAAAGUCAUUCUCCAGGGCAGUUGGCACCGUGUUUAUGCCCCCAAAAUGGGCCUUAGGCUACCACCAAUGCCGUUGGAGCUAUGAUUCUGCUGAUAGAGUACUUGAGGUUUCAAGAACAUUUCGAGAGAAAGAUAUACCCUGCGAUGUUAUAUGGAUAGAUAUAGACUACAUGAAUGGUUUCCGUUGUUUCACUUUCGACCCUGAGCGUUUUGCUGAUCCAAAAACUUUGGCGGAUGAUCUUCACCAAAUUGGUUUUAAAGCUAUUUGGAUGCUUGAUCCUGGAAUCAAACAUGAAAAGGGUUAUUUUGUCUAUGACAGUGGUUCUGAAAAAGAUGUCUGGGUCCAAAAAGCUGAUGGAGAACCUUACGUAGGUGACGUUUGGCCUGGGCCUUGUGUAUUUCCUGAAUUUACACAAGCUAAAGCUCGAUCCUGGUGGGCAAAUUUAGUUAAAGAUUUUAUUUCUAAUGGUGUUGAUGGUAUAUGGAAUGACAUGAAUGAACCAGCUAUUUUUAAGACUGUAACAAAAACGAUGCCUGAGAGCAACAUUCAUAGGGGAGAUGAAGAAUUUGGUGGUUGCCAGAGUCAUUCUUACUAUCACAAUGUGUAUGGAAUGUUGAUGGCUAGAUCAACAUAUGAAGGGAUGAAAUUGGCUAACAGUGGAAGGCGUCCUUUUGUUCUCACUAGGGCCGGUUUUAUUGGUAGCCAAAAGUAUGCUGCUACGUGGACAGGUGACAACAGUUCAAGCUGGGAUCAUCUUCACAUGAGCAUCUCCAUGACACUUCAGUUGGGACUCAGUGGUCAACCACUAUCUGGACCUGAUAUUGGUGGCUAUGUUGGAAACGCAACACCUAGGCUUUUUGGAAGGUGGAUGGGAAUUGGUGCAAUGUUUCCUUUCUGCCGUGGACAUUCUGAAAUGGGCACUGCUGACCAUGAACCAUGGUCAUUUGGAGAAGAGUGUGAAGAAGUUUGCCGCCUAGCAUUGAAGAGACGCUACCGCCUAUUACCUCAUAUAUACACUCUUUUCUAUAUAGCUCAUACGACAGGUGUUCCUGUUGCAACUCCUGUUUUUUUUGCAGAUCCAAAAGAUCCCAACUUAAGGAAAACUGAAAAUUCUUUUCUUCUCGGUUCAAUUUUAAUCUAUUCCAGCACUUUGCCGAAUCAAAGAAUUGACAAUUUGAAUUUGACACUGCCAAAGGGAAUUUGGUCGAGAUUUGAUUUUGGUGACUCACAUCCGGAUCUACCAGUCUUAUUUUUGCAAGGUGGAUCAAUUGUUCCUUUAGGUCCUGUUCACCAGCAUACUGGAGAAGCCAAUCCAUCUGAUGAUAUAUCUCUUCUUGUGGCUUUGGAUGAAAAUGGCAAGGCUGAAGGUGUUCUAUUUGAAGAUGAUGGCGAUGGAUAUGGUUUCAGUUUAGGUGCAUACCUAUUGACACAUUAUGUUGCAGAACUAGAAUCUUCAGUUGUUACUGUUAAGGUUUCUAGAACUGAAGGAUCAUGGACUAGGCCAAAUCGGCGACUGCAUGUUCAAAUAUUAGUGGGUGGAGGGGCAAAGAUCGAUGCUUGGGGCACAGAUGGAGAACUUUUGCAAGUGACAUUUCCCUCUGAGCAAGAAGUGGCUGACCUGGUAGCCACCAGUGAGAAGGAAUAUCAUCAUCGAUUAGAGAGUGCUAAGACUUUACAAGAUGUUGAAGAGGUUCCUGAACAUAAAGGAGUAUCCCUUUCAAAGACUCCUAUUGAACUGAAAGGCACUUGUUGGUCAGUUAAAGUAAUUCCGUGGAUUGGGGGUAGAAUACUUUCUAUGACACACCUUCCUUCAGGGAUACAAUGGCUCCAAGGCAAGAUUGAAAUCAAUGGUUAUGAAGAGUACAGUGGCACGGAGUACCGAUCUGCUGGAUGUACUGAGGAAUAUAGCAUCAUUGGUCGAAACUUUGAGCAUGAAGGGGAUGAGGAAUCUCUUGAACUCGAAGGUGAUAUUGACGGAGGGUUAGUUCUAAGACGAAAAAUAUACAUUCCAAAGGAAGAUACAAAGAUACUUAAGAUUAACUCCAACAUUGUAGCUGUCAAAGUAGGUGCUGGUUCUGGUGGAUUCUCAAGGUUGGUCUGCUUAAGAGUCCAUCCAAUGUUUAACCUUUUACAUCCCACAGAAUCGUUUGUUUCAUUCACAUCCAUCGACGGAUCUGUGCAUGAAUUCUGGCCUGAGUCAGGGGAGCAGUAUUUGGAGGGAGACCUUUUACCUAAUGGUGAAUGGAAGCUAGUUGAUAAAUGUCUGGGACGAGCAUUAGUCAACAAAUUCGACAUUAAGGAGGUUCACAAAUGUCUCAUCCACUGGGGAACUGGAACUGUCAACCUCGAGCUAUGGUCGGAACAAAGACCGGUGUCUAAGGAAACACCACUCCAAAUCUCACACAGUUACGAGGUGAUCUAAACUCCAUUGAUUGUUACAAUGAAGAAUUGCUUUUCAGAAUCUGCAAAAUAAGUUUAAAGCUAUUAAAGCUUUAACACUAUGUUGUGUUCUUAAUCAAACUUUUACUUGAACCACUAAACAUGCCAACUGGGAACAGAACAGUUUCUCAAAUAAAGGUUGCUUAGAUUUGCAACAAACCCACCUCUCUUCCUUGUUUGUUUCUACUUGGCUUGGCUUUAGCAGUUGGAAUAACAAUAACCUAGUCGAUCCGAUCCACCUUUAAUAAAUUUUAUAAACUGUUCUUUGUAUUCAGGGUUGAUUUUAGUUAAAAAUAUUUCUUAUAGAUCAAAUUGGUACAAAUUGUAAAGUGCAUAAACUAAGCUUAGACUUUAAACUGCUAUCAUUUUGAAAAUACUUGGUCAAACUCGAGAUCAAAUUAUUGUUUUAUUAUUAUUUUG
This is a messenger RNA of Cucumis sativus (cucumber), 3676 nucleotides long. RefSeq names its product alpha-glucosidase 2. Gene Ontology annotation, molecular function: carbohydrate binding; hydrolase activity, hydrolyzing O-glycosyl compounds. The transcript has 23 exons. Gene Ontology annotation, biological process: carbohydrate metabolic process. NCBI's taxonomy places the organism in Eukaryota, Viridiplantae, Streptophyta, Magnoliopsida, Cucurbitales, Cucurbitaceae. The record is from RefSeq and is a predicted model, not a curated record. The coding region runs from base 57 to 3239 and encodes 1060 amino acids.